CUCAGGCAAUUGGUUCUGCCAAACAUCCACCUUUACAGUGACAGAUGUAUUGAAUGAAUUAGAGGUUAACUCCUCCCCAACCAAAUGAAGGCCUUUAAUACAAGGAGCGAGGAACCGCACAGCAAGCCUGGAUAAGAGUAUCUACAAGCUUCACCUGAAAACAGCAUGAGGACGCUUCAGGAAAAGAUCAUUAUCCUCUCUGUUUUUCUAUCCCUUAUAUGUCUGACUCAGGUCAAUGCACUACCUGUUCCUGACGACUGGAAUGGCUUGAUCCAGAGGACAAAACGAUCACUGCUGUGGCGUUGGAACAGUAUGAAACCUGUUGGAGCGAGCUGCAGAGAUCCUUCAGAGUGUGGUACGAAACACUGCAGGAGAAACAAAUGUUCCUUUUGACACUCCAUCUCUGCAAAAGAACCAGAAACACAACUCUGAAACAAAUGGACCAAACUGUGUGAAAUUUCCCUUCUACUGAAAGAUUUGAGGGAUUCCUUUUUUUUAUUUUUUCAAUACCCUUUAUGCCCCUCUGGAGGAACUUUAGCCACAGAAAGAAAAACAAAGCUGUAAAACCAUCUUCCACGUGUCAGCCUCAUCACUGGACAAGUUGUGUAAUCUGAAUGUAUGUUUGAUAAGAAAAUACAAACGUUCUUCCACAGUCUGUGAGCUCUGAGUUCAUUGGUACAUGUUAGUCUGAUGUAUUUAUUUGUACUUUUUGUAACAUUGUAAAUAUUCAAAUACACUCUACUUUUUUCAAGA
Cyprinodon tularosa is the source of this 753-nucleotide messenger RNA. Its product is annotated as liver-expressed antimicrobial peptide 2. Bases 166 to 393 code for a protein of 75 amino acids. Gene Ontology annotation, biological process: defense response to bacterium; antimicrobial humoral immune response mediated by antimicrobial peptide. The record is from RefSeq and is a predicted model, not a curated record. The transcript has 3 exons. NCBI's taxonomy places the organism in Eukaryota, Metazoa, Chordata, Actinopteri, Cyprinodontiformes, Cyprinodontidae.